Molecule: messenger RNA, 627 nt
Organism: Rasamsonia emersonii CBS 393.64
Lineage: Eukaryota; Fungi; Ascomycota; Eurotiomycetes; Eurotiales; Trichocomaceae
Exons: 2
Coding region: 1-627 (208 amino acids)
Source: RefSeq, a predicted model, not a curated record
AUGGAGUACUUGCAAGAUCUCGUUACUGAUAUUUUUUUUCUUUUAGAUACCAUCCUCCCUUUACUCCGCGAGCAUUCCUUCUUCUUCUCUUCUCUCCAGAAUCUCAUCGCCUCCGCAACCUCAACAAUAACAUCAUCAUCAUCAUCAUCAUCAUCAUCAUAUUCAUAUUCUUCUUUGCUCUCCGACCUCCGUCACGAAUACCUCGACCCCUACAUCAUCGAGCCGCUCUCCGCCCUGCUGGCCUCGUCCACGCCGGAUCUCGUCUCCGUCCUCCUGCUCCUCGCCAUCUUGUACAUCUCGCUGCGCAUCCUCGACUAUGCGCGCCGCGUCGUCAUGUUCUGGAUCGCACUCGUCUUCCGCCUCGUGUUUUGGUCCUGCGUGAUUGGGGCGGGGCUGUAUGUCUACAAUGUCGGGUUGGAAAAGGCCAGUAGGGAUGUUACUUGGCUUUUGGGCGUCGCGCAGGGGUUUGUUGAGGAUUUUGUGGCGGCGGCGGCGGAGUCAUCAUCGUCGUCGUGGUCGUCGUCGUCAUCGUGGUCAUCGUAUCGAGGCGGUAGUGGUGGUGGUGGUGGUGGUGGUUACGGGAGGUAUUAUUAUUCUAGAUACCAGCGCGGAGGAAGAGGUUUGUGA